CCCAAAAUGGAGUUAAUCCUGACUGGGAGAAGAAAGUUAUUGAAUACUUCAAGGAAAAGCUGAAGGAAAACAAUGCUCCUAAAUGGGUACCAUCACUGAAUGAAGUCCCCCUUCAUUAUUUGAAACCUAACAGCUUUGUCAAGUUCCGUUGCAUGAUUCAGGAUAUGUUUGACCCUGAGUUUUACAUGGGAGUUUAUGAGACGGUUAACCAGAACACAAAAGCACGAGUUCUUCAUUUUGGAAAAUACAGGGAUAUAGCAGAAUGUGGGCCUCAACAAGAGCUUGACUUAAGCUCUCCACGAUCUACCACCGCAGAAAGACAGACCUUCUACUGUGUCCCAGUGCCUGGGGAAUCUUCAUGGGUCAAAGAGGCCUAUGUCAAUGCAAACCAAGCUCGAGUCAGUCCCUCAACUUCCUAUACUCCCAGUCGGCACAAGAGGAGUUAUGAAGAUGAUGAAGAUAUGGACCUACAGCCCAGUAAACAGAAAGACCAGCAUGCAGGUGCCCGGCAGGCAGGGGGCCUUGGUGGCCUUCACUGGUGCGGAGAGCCAAAGCGCUUAGAGACGGAGGCUUCCGCCGGGCAGCUGCCGAGCUCCGUGAACCUCUCCUCCCCGUUCGACCUGAACUUCCCCUUGCCAGGAGAGAAGGGCCCCGCCUGCCUCGUUAAGGUCUAUGAAGAUUGGGAUUGCUUCAAAGUCAACGAUGUUCUAGAGUUAUAUGGUGUGCUGUCUGUGGAUCCUGUCCUGAGCAUACUGAAUAAUGAAGAAAGGGAUGCCUCUGCACUCCUGGACCCCAUGGAGUGCACAGACAUGGCCGAAGAGCAGAGGGUGCACAGUCCUCCCGCUUCGUUAGUGCCAAGAAUUCAUGUGAUUUUAGCCCAGAAGUUGCAGCACAUCAAUCCUUUGUUACCCACUUGCCUUAACAAGGAAGAGAGCAGAACCUGUAAGUUUGUGUCCAGUUUCAUGUCCGAGUUGUCUCCGGUCAGAGCAGAGCUGCUUGGAUUCCUCACUCACGCGCUCUUGGGAGAUAGUUUGGCCGCUGAGUACCUUAUACUGCAUCUCAUCUCAACAGUAUAUACAAGAAGAGAUGUUCUUCCACUAGGAAAAUUUACAGUUAACCUGAGUGGCUGCCCACAAAAUAGUACCUUCACAGAACACCUAUAUCGGAUCAUUCAACACCUUGUUCCAGCAUCUUUUCGUCUGCAGAUGACGAUAGAAAACAUGAACCAGUUGAAACUCAUUCCCCACAAAGACUAUACGGCCAAUCGACUGGUCAGUGGCCUCCUCCAGCUGCCCAACAACACGUCCCUGGUCAUUGAUGAAACUCUUCUAGAACAAGGGCAGUUGGAUACCCCAGGUGUUCAUAAUGUGACUGCCCUGAGCAACCUGAUCACCUGGCAGAAGGUGGAUUAUGACUUCAGUUACCACCAGAUGGAGUUCCCGUGCAACAUCAACGUCCUCAUCACAUCCGAGGGGAGGUCACUACUCCCGGCAGACUGCCAGAUUCACUUACAGCCGCAGCUGAUCCCACCCAACAUGGAGGAGUACAUGAACGGUCUGCUGGCGGCCGUGCUGCCGGCCGUGCUCAACAAGUUCCGCAUCUACCUGACCCUCCUGAGGUUUCUGGACUACAGCAUAUCAGAUGACGUCACCAAGGCGGUUGAAGAUGAUUUUGUGGAAAUGCGUAAAAAUGACCCUCAGAGUAUCACAGCUGAUGAUCUCCACCAGUUGCUCGUGGUGGCUCGGUUUCUGUCGCUGAGUGCCGGUCAGACAACAUUGUCACGAGAGCGGUGGCUACGAGCCAAGCAGCUGGAGUCUUCCAGGAGAAACAGGCUUCAGCAGCACAAGGGUGUGAAUGGGAACGAACUGUAGGAGAGAAGGGCGGGCCAUCUGUAGCCUCCGUGUUGUACAAUUCAGAUUCGUUUAUACCAUAUUGUUUUAUAAAUAAUUUGUAUCCACAAACAAUGACUUCCUGAAAUCAAGCCUGAUGACGUCCAAAGUUUAUAUGAUUCUCUGUAAGGGCUUUUACCUUACUGGUUUUAUGGAGUUUUGGAGUUUGUUUUAUAAUUAGUUAUGAUGUACAAAGAUGUAUUUGAUAUUAAAGGUUUGAUAAUGAUAAUGUUGCUGAUCAUACACCAUUUCCUUAGCCAUGGCUGCAUCUUGGGCCAGACUCUUGAAGUACCAGCUUCACCUGAGGAGUUACUGGAAGAGCUGUGCGCUCAUUUCAGUCUGGUCUGAGUGUGUCUAGGGGAUGGACUUGCCAUUGACUCAUGUGAACUCUCUAGUGUCAUUUUCCACAUAUCUGGCCACAGAAACUCUCUCACUUACCAGCUAUUAACAGCCUGCAGAAUUAGGCUUUUCCACGGCAGGAGUUCCCAACUUUUGGAUUUCAUAGACUAGUAUACCUCCAAAGAGUUCUGGGGUAGAGUUGCCAAUUGAUUUUGCCAAGUCAUUUGAAAAAAACAAAAAAAAAAAAAAUCACUGUGAUCACCAUUUUGUUUUCAUACAAGGACACUCUGACAAGAGACUCUUUUGAUGGAAUAAAUGCAGUUUUGUGAAGGUCA
This is a messenger RNA of Peromyscus maniculatus bairdii (prairie deer mouse), 2563 nucleotides long. Lineage: Eukaryota; Metazoa; Chordata; Mammalia; Rodentia; Cricetidae. The record is from RefSeq and is a predicted model, not a curated record.